Messenger RNA from Rotaria sp. Silwood2, 912 nucleotides. Lineage: Eukaryota; Metazoa; Rotifera; Eurotatoria; Philodinida; Philodinidae. The record is from the annotation of a GenBank genome assembly.
AUGUGUCCUACAUUAUAUUUCAUAACUCAUUUUAGUCAUUGGUAUGGUACUGGUCAUUCAGCAUUAAAUUGGCGAGAGAAUGAGUUCACUAUUGAAGUUCAACCAGGUUCAGUUGUAAAUGCACCUGCUCGUCUUAUUACAAUAAAAAAUUCCCCACCUCGUUUAAAAAUUCUUAAUGAAUUAAUUACUUCAUCAACAGAUGGUGAAGCAUCUCUUUAUUUUUCUCUUGAUGGUUCUAAUGUUGGUUAUCUACGUGGUAUUGUGCCACUUCAUGCAUCUCCGAAUUUUAAUCUUCGUUGUGCUGUACCUGAUUCGGCAUUAUAUGUUGCUGAUGAAUUAACUCAAGCUUUACGAACAUAUGGAAUUGAAAUAGAGCAAGAAGCAACAGUUGAAUCAAAUGAAAAAGAAAAACUAACUUUACUAAAUAUUCAUCGAUCACCUCCAUUAUCAAAACUACUUGAACAAUUUCUUCGCAUUAGUAUUAAUAUGUAUGGUGAAGUAUUUGUUAAAACAAUUGCUCAUCAAACAGGACAAUCUUCAUUAUUUGAUGCUCCUUUGAAAAUUCUUCCAUCAUAUAUUAAUACAUUACUUACGAAUAAUAAUUCGUUAGAAGGUGUAGCAAUAACAGAUGGAUCUGGUCUAUCGCGUAGUAAUCGUUUAAGUACAUAUGUUUUAACACAAAUCCUAUUUACGAUACAAAAACAAUCAUGGUUUGAUGAUGUUUAUUAUGAAGCUCUGCCGACUAUUAAUGGAAUUCGAAUGAAAAGUGGAACAUUAUUGAAUACUAUUGCUUAUGCUGGAUAUAUCAAAGAAAAUUCGUUUGUUUUCUCAUUUAUGAUAAAUAACUAUUAUGGUGAAACUGCUCCCGAUAUGAGAAAGAAAGUUUGGAGUAUGCUUGAUACAUUAAAAUAA